This is a messenger RNA of Hyla sarda, 8057 nucleotides long. It is a transcript of the gene HMGXB3, whose product is annotated as HMG-box containing 3. The transcript has 20 exons. Lineage: Eukaryota; Metazoa; Chordata; Amphibia; Anura; Hylidae. The record is from RefSeq and is a predicted model, not a curated record. Bases 663 to 4463 code for a protein of 1266 amino acids.
ACCAUACAAGGCACGGUAUGCAAUACGGUAUCGGGACACCACACGUCUAUCCUGCAUAUGCUGAUUCUGACACCUAAUUAGGAAGGGGGCAGAUACUCAUGUGAUACCAGGUCGGGUAGCGAUCCAUUUUAGGGUUGCAUUGUGACUCGCAAGUUGGCGCAACAGCAAACAAUAGAUGGAUUUUUGGUACUGACCCCUUUCAUAAGGUACAUUGGCGAUUAGCGGUAUGGCGAUCUAAAGCCGUGGCGUGGCCAAAGUCACCAUGUAUGGGAGUUGUAAUUUUACGACAGCUGGAUGGCCACAGGUUGGACCCCACAGCCCUAACCUAUCUGUUCUUUAAUUUGUCACCCCAGAUUAUUUUUCUGAUUUUCUGGCCCCUACAUGGGUAAUUCAAUGCACAAAUAAUGGAUAUGCAUCCUGCAUGGUUGAUGUCCUACUGCUAUGUCAGCAGUCUAAUGGCUUAUUACCACCUAUCACUAUCACUAGCUCGCCAUCCACUACAUCAGGACACACGUGGCUAAAAGGCCGCCGCUGAUUGGUGUUCCGCUUAUCAUCGCACGCUCCCAUUGGCAGCUCCGCCCUAGCAACCUGGCCGCCAUCUUGGAGAGGGCAUGGAGGAGCAGUUAGGUCUUAAACAUCGGCGCUUGUUCUAGCACACAGAGAUGGAUGAUCCUUUUGAAGGUACUGAGGUAACAGUGGUGUCUGAAGAGAUGGAAGAAAGUUAUGUGCCUGCUAAACCCCCAGUAAAGAAGAAGAAAUAUAGAGGCUGCUCCGAACAAGGGGAGACUGCGAAGAAACCAAGGUCUGCUUAUCUUCUCUACUACUAUGACAUCUACCUGAAAGUCCAACAAGAGGUGCCGCAUCUGCCCCAAUCUGAGAUCAACAAGAAGAUAAGUGAGAGCUGGAAACUUCUCAGUGUGGCAGAGAAGAGCUAUUACCUGGAGCGAGCAAAGUUGGAGAAGGAAGGGCUGGAUUCUAAUAUUAAAUCCAGCAGAUCCACCAUGAUAUCAGAUGUCCCAGGCUUUAGGAAGAUUCUCCCUCGUUCAGAAUACAUCCUGAUACCCAAAAGGAUCCCUGAGGAAGAACGUCAGCGUGUAGAUAUAUGCGUCACUCAGCCCAGGGAGGCAGCGGUCCUGGCUCCUUCUGCAGCUCUAUCCCAUAAUGGCGGUCAAAGCAUCAUCACUUUGGAUCCUGGACAAAUGAACCUUUCUGAGCAUUUGACGGAGGUAGAAGGUCUAACUGAGGAAGGGGCAAGCUUCACGACAGCAAGCACAUUACAAGAAGUUGUUCCUGGGGGCAUAUACACCCAACUGCCUGAAAAACUGACGGGAGAGAUUAUCCUUAAUGAUGCCACUUUAGAGAUUGGGCAGACAAGCACUUACCCAGGCGCCAAUGUUGUCAUUGAGGAAGAUGGAGGCAUUGCCCUUGCACAGUCAGAAAUGUCUGUUCUCACAGUAAUGGCAAUCCAGGAAACCGAUGAACAUUGCCCUGCACCCCCUGCCUCCCAGUACAUUAUGAUGCCUAUGGCCAGUCGCCCCCUUACAGAACCCUCCCGAACUAUUAAACUGGCGACCACAUACACCAGAAGAGGACACGGGAGCUGCACCAACCCUAGUUGUACAUUUACUUAUGUGACAAGACAUAAACCUCCUAAAUGUCCUCUCUGCAAUCAGUUACUUGGGGGGAAAUGGGUUCCAAAGGGAAAACAGACUAAAGAAAAGCACCCAAUUUCAUCAAAUCCAUCUGACAGUCCAGAUGCAACAGAGCAGUCUGUCAUCACUGCGAAUGAGUCAAAGGCAACAGAGAAAGAGAAUACUGAGGCCGUCAGCCACCUUCUUCAAGCCGCCCCAGCAGCCCAAGGUGAAGAAUGGGAAGAGGUGAUCAUUUCAGACUCUCACUUUAUAACAGAGGAUAAUGGCGAGGCCCAGGGGUCUACACAGGUGAACGCACCACAGGAGAAUAGUGGGCAGGUGGCAGAGCUUGAUGCCAACAAAACUGAGAAACCGCCUUCAGCUGGGCGCUUUAAAGCCUCUUCUUCAAAGACUCCUUCAUCAUCUGCUUCAUCAGCCAACAAAGCGGAGACGAAGUCUACAGCUAAACCACUUGCAGCUGCUUCCAGGCCCAUAAGAGCAAUUCUGCCAGCUCCGGCCAAUGCAAACCGAGGACCCAGGGUGGAGUGCACUGGCAGCACAUUGACCAUUUUAAAACCUGAUACACACAGCCUUCUCUCGUCCACUGGGCUAAAGGCUAGUACAUUGAAGCAACUUGGUCAAGUGGUUUUACAGCAACCAGGGACUCCUGAUAUUACGGUACGAGCAGACCUCCAAGCACCUGUAUCACAGCCACAACUUAAAGUGAUGACAGACUCCUUUCCUACCUAUAAAUAUAGCUGUCCUGUGGCACUGGACCUGGGCCUAGCUACACAGCGGGGGAAAGGGAAGUGUAAAAAUCCUUUCUGCAAUUUCAUGUACACCAACAGACACAAACCGAAAACCUGCCCCAAUUGUGGAUUCAGCCUAACAAAGGACAAAGUAGAAAAAGAAGUCAUAAAUGAAACCCCAGUUUGCAUUACCACCGAUCUGAGUGUACGUGAAUCUCUAACACAAGCCCAAAAAGAAAUCCAGCGUCAGUCCACCCUCCAGCUAAUCCGUAAAAUUGUUCAGAUCCCUGAGAAUGAAUCUGAAUUAUCAGAUACUUUUAAUCUGAUCCAGGAGCUAAAUAGUUCCCAUUUAAUACUUUCUGAUGUGAGUGAUGGCACGGUCACCAUCGAGCAAACCUCCUGGGCCAAUGUCUAUGAGUCCCCAUCUGACCGCUGUCUGCUUUGUGGAACUCAGUUAUUUAAGGGUGAUAAGAACAGCUCAGUGGCAGGAGCUCAGGACUGCUGGUUACUAACCUCUACCCGUCUGCAUCUGGUGAGCGCUCAGGUGAAGGUGUGUCUAAACCCCCAGUGUCUGGCACUACAUAGCUUUAAUGACAUCUUUACAGGACUGUUCAAUGUGGGGAACAAGCUUCUGGUUAGUCUGGAUCUUCUUUUUUCUAUCCGGAACCAAAUAAGAGUAGGAGAAGACCCCAAAAUGUCUAUCAGCAACAUCUUGGAUUCAGUGCAAAGACAAGCAGAGAAGGUCCUGAGUGCAGAAGAGCUGCUGACAGUGCAGGAGCUGCUGAGCUGUGGUUAUUGGGCUUUCGAGUGCCUGACAGUCCGGGAUUACAAUGAUAUGAUCUGUGGUGUAUGUGGAGUAGCUCCAAAAGUGGAAAUAGCACAGAGGAAUGUAGAGGAUACGUUGACGCUGACCAACAUUGAGUUUACCUGGCCGGAGUUUUUAACAACCAAUGAGGUGAGCAUGGAAGAUUUCUGGUCCACACUGGAAAAUGAAGUCUUGGAACAAGCUGCCUUUCCCUCUAGUAUUCCUAUCACAAAGUUUGACGCCUCCAUCAUCUCCCCAUUCUUCCCUCCACUCAUGAGAGGAGCUGUGGUAGUAAACAGCGAGAGCUACAAGAAUCUGGAAAUACAGAAAGUUGUGGGUAAUGGCAGCGCUCUUGCGAGACUUCUUCAUGAUGGGACACUAAAGUUGGAUGAUUUAAACAAACUCAGUACUGAAGAGCUGCAAAAGGUGUUGACACUUUGUGGGAUUCCUUGGGAAGCCACAGAUACAAAGGAUAAUAUGUGUUAUUCCAUCCUGGCUCUUUCGGAGUUUGUGCAGAACGGCACUCAGACUAAACAACCUCCGGCUCAUUUUACUGGAGGGAAACUAUACAAAGUCUGCGCCCAUCAGGUGGUAUGUGGAUCCAAAUACAUUGUGCGUGGAGAAAGCCCUCGGGAUCAUGUGGAUCUUCUGGCUUCAUCCCGGCACUGGCCUCCUGUCUACGUGGUAGAUAUGGCAACACAGGUGGCUCUAUGUGCCGAUCUCUGUUAUCCAGAUCUGGCACACCAGAUGUGGGGGAAGAAUCAAGGGUGUUUCUCAGACCCUUCAGAGCCACCAAAGUAUGUUUCCUGCCCAGAACUCUUAGACAGACAUUACAGCGUGGACAUCAUGGGCAAUGAACCGUCAAUUGUACAUCCUGUUACCAAGUCUGAGUCCCGAAGAAUUGUCCACGCCGUGGCAGAGCAGAAUGGAGCCUGUGACCCGACCGCUCGCCACCACUCACUUUCAUUGUGUCGGGAGAUGGAGCCUUACAGUGCAAUCAUCACAGCCAUCGGAGAUAGCAAAACCAGUAACAUCCGCCACCACCCCAUUAACUUUGACAACGCCACACACUAUUACCUUUACAAUAGGCUGAUCGACUUUCUGACCAGCCGAGAGAUUGUGAACCGACAGAUUCAUGACAUUGUCCAGAGCUGUCAGCCCGGAGAAGUGGUCAUCAGAGACACCCUAUACCGACUUGGUGUUGCACAAAUCAAAACUGAACUAGGAGACAGUGUUUUGGAGGAAGAUGUAUUGUUGGAUCAACCAAGUUCUGUGUGAUCCAACCUGAAAAGACAGUAUUGAGCACUACAGGUUCUGUACGUUUCUCUACAAACUACGGAGACAAUCAGCUGCCAGGAGAGCGUCUGUCAAGUGACAGGAAAAUGUUCCCGCCUAAAGCUACACUAUGACCUGAAAAGUGCCAUAAAACGCACUUUAUGUCUCCAUCUGGUAACAUUUUAGGUUCUUUAAUGUGGUGAUGCCCUGGGGCUUGUCUGGCUGACAGAUGUCCUCUCUUAAGUCACUUUACUUUGAUAUUUAGAAGGGUUGUAUGAGAUUAUCAAUAAGUCAAAAGCAGAAGGGUUCCACACUAUAAUUCAAUUUUAAAGAAAUGAGGUGCUUUCAAUCUCUAAAAAAUGAAAUUAUUAAAACGAGACAGGGAAUGAGGACAUGGCUGAGGUAAAGCAAAGACUCUGUUUUAUUAGGUAGAAAUUGAUUCUGGAACAUUGAAAAAUUCUUAAACAAAAACUGGGCCUAUCGGGAUGUGAUGAAAAUGGGCCUAUUGUGAUCAUCCCAAAGGGCAUCAGAGUAUAUGUCUAUAGCAACCAAUAGGGGUAAGUUAGUGAUUGACGCAUUUAGCCCUAUAAAAGGAGUUAUGCACUAUAACAAAACUUAUCCCCUAUCCAUAGUGUCAGAUUGCGGGGGUCCGACCGAUGGGGCCCCCACGUUCUCCCACCUGACGCCCCGACUUACUGCAUGUAUGCAGUGUCGACCACGGCACAAAGCUGUAGCCAACAUGCCACCUCCAUGUGUAUCUGUGGGAGAGCCGGAGAUACACGAACACUGUCAUAGAGGGAGUGUGUCGGCACCACUUUGUGUAGUGGUCCACACGCCUCCAUUCAUGAGGAGAGUGGGGCUUCGUACGGGAUAUCGCUGUGGGUCACAGUGGAUCUAGACCCUCCGAAGAACGCAGGGCAUAUACAGAACAAGUGGGCAUAUAAAAGCCCCACCUAUAUCUCCACUUCUGUUUGUGGCUUUCUCAGAUUUACAGGAUUCAUGUGGUUAUGAAUUUGGACUCUGAUGCCCUUUUGGGGUUGUCUAUUAUUUCAUAAUAGGACCAGUUUUUAGACCAGUAGUUAGGACUUAUCCUCCAGAUCAAGCAUUAGUAUCUGAUUAUUGAGGUGCCAACACUUGGCAUCCCCACCAAUCAGCUGUUUGGUGGAGCUUCAGCAUGUGGAUUUACAUAGUGCAGUGUUUCCCAACCAGGGUGCUUCCAGCUGUUGCAAAAAUACAACUCCUAGCAUGCCGUUGAUGGGAAUUGUAGUUUUGCAACAUCUGGAGGCACCCUGGUUGGGAAACAGUGACAAAGUGAAUAGAGGCGGAAGCCCCAGCUGUAUUUAUUGGGUAGUGGUCAUGCUGGUCCCAUUCACUGUGUACAUCCAGACUCUGCUGCCCCACCAAACAGAGGAUUGACGGAUGCUUAGUGUUGCCCAUCAGAUAUUGAUGGUCUAUCCUAAGGUAAGUCAUCAGUUACCAAGUACUGGAAAACUAACAGUGUUUUAACAUUUUCUAUCUAAUAAAACUUUCUCUGAGUUGCAUCUUCCUGCACAUACAUUUUCUAAGUAUGAGAUUAGCAAGACAUGCGGGGCUGGACAAAGGUAGCACUGUUUUUCUGAAAGAAAGCAUCCAUGUUAUUUCAGUAUCAUACAUCCCCCUUUUUAAGUUUUUUUUUUUUUUUUUCUGCAUUGCACUGAAUAGCUUUUUAUUUUUUUGUUAUAUCUAAAGGCUUCUCAUCUUAAGCAGAUGAGAAAUCUAUAUAUUUAUGUCCUUCAUGAUUUAGUUUUUUCUGCCUUGUUGGUUGCAGUGAGAUAAUUUGUCCCUAUAUUCUGCUUAUUGUCCGAUCACAUUGAUGGCCUAUCCUUAUAGGGGUACUCUGCUGGAGUACCCCUUUGGUACAAACUGUUGCAAACGCUGGAGUCGGCGCCGGGAGCUUGUGACGCCAUAGCCCCGUUUGUUCCAAACGCUGAGCAGCGGAGUACCCCUUUAAGCAGAGAAAAACAUUUAACUUGAGGAAAAAUUAUAACUUUACCUAAGAAAAUUUUAUUUAUUAAGAAUAUUUUCUCUUAAAGUUAAAAUCACCAGUACGUGUUAAAGGGGUUAUCCAGCUUUUAUAAAUGUAUUCCCUAUUCAAAGCAUAUUAAUAAAUAUCUAAUUGUGGAAGUUCCGACCUCUGUGACCACCCAUGAUCUCCACAACUGGAUCUGACUCUUCAUGCUAAACGCUCAGGCCCCCCACCAUCCAAGAUUAAUUGAUCUCGGCAGCCAAUCACUGACUGAGGCGGGAUGCUGCUGCAGCCAAUGGUUGAGCGAGAGGCUCAUAACUGCUGAGAUGAGUAUAUCUCGGAAGAUGGGGUCGGAGGGCUUAGCAGGGAGAGUCAGACCUUGUUCUGGAGAUCUCGCUCAGACACUUAUCCCCAUCCUGUGGAUAGGGAAUAUGUUUUUAAAAUCCAAAUAACCCCCUUUAAGUCCUGAAUUGUUCUAUAAUGUUCCGUGGCUAAAGAUUGUUAUAGCAACACUUACGCUGUAUGCAAAGUACUGAACCUUUAGACAUACCAUCAUUGUUGCAGCAAAACUGCAGGGAAAGCUGCACCUGUAAACCCGAACCAAAUUGUGUGAAUUUAUCUGCAGAUUAAAAUGAAAUCCAUGGAUGCAGAUUUUCCUGUGGAUCCAAUGGUAAAAUCCAUUGUGAAUUUUAUAGCAUUUUUUGACUCCCCCCUAUUGAAGUCAAUGGGAAAAACUUGCAACAAGUGCACCAAAAAAUGUUGAAAUGCUUCAGAUUUAAAGGGGUACUCCACCCCUAGAGAGCUUAUCCCCUAUCCAAAGGAUAAGGGAUAAGAUGUCUGAUCGCACGGGUCCCGCCGAUGGGACCCCUGUGAUCUCUGUGCAGCCCCCCGACGUUCAUUUAGAACACUGGGUGCUGGUGGCGGUGGUUGUGACGUCAUGGUCACACCCCCUCAAUGCAAGUCUAUGGGAGUCACGCCCCCUCCCAUAGUCUUGCAUUGAGGGGGUGUGAUGUGAUGUCACAAGGGGAGUGGCAGUGACAUCGCUCCGCCCGCUCUAAGCGUUCGGAACAAAAUGUUCCGAAUGCUGGGGCAGCGGAGUACCCCUUGAAGAAUCUGCUGCUUGGGUCAAUGUCUGCCUGGAAAAUUUGUUGAGAUCUCAUCCACUACUGUAUUAAAGUGUAUUUUUUUCUGCAAAUCCAGACAGAAAAAUCUGCAGUGAUUCGGUUAUGUGUGAACAUAGCCUUGCUGUCAAAGUGUCUGCUGGGCGUUUCCAUUAGUAGGUAAGUGUCCUGUGAUCUCAGCGGCAAUUUCUCUCUAUCUCAUUUACUUUUCUGAUGCCGUCUGCAACAUGCACAGUUCCCUGCAAAGAGCCACUAUCAUAGUUUAUUGUUGAACAGCUCACCUCUUCCCCAUUUAAUUAACUUGUACAGCGGACCCGGCGGCAACACCUCUGGCUAUACUUUCGAACACAGUACAAAAAGAAUUGUCUGGCACAAAGGUAGUAAGAUAAAAUUGUCUUGCUUUAUUGAAGAUUCCCAACAAUGUACAGGACAGACAUAAGAGCAAUGUAAGCACCUGAUGUGUUUCGCGUU